Molecule: messenger RNA, 4023 nt
Organism: Ylistrum balloti
Lineage: Eukaryota; Metazoa; Mollusca; Bivalvia; Pectinida; Pectinidae
Product: ADP-ribosylation factor-like protein 8A
Exons: 6
Coding region: 60-617 (185 amino acids)
Biological process (GO): protein transport; anterograde axonal transport
Cellular component (GO): lysosomal membrane
Molecular function (GO): GTP binding; GTPase activity
Source: RefSeq, a predicted model, not a curated record
GUCUGUAUGUCCUCGUAGAAAAUAAGGAAAACGACAAGACUAGGAGAAAAUACACAAAUAUGUUCGCGUUUUUCCACAGAAUCUUAGACUGGUUUAAAAGUCUGUUUUGGAAAGAAGAGAUGGAGCUUACGCUGGUAGGCCUUCAGUAUUCGGGGAAGACUACAUUUGUUAAUGUAAUAGCGUCUGGCCAGUUUAGUGAAGAUAUGAUCCCAACUGUAGGUUUUAACAUGAGGAAGAUAACCAAAGGCAAUGUUACCAUCAAGCUGUGGGAUAUUGGUGGACAGCCUCGUUUCAGAACAAUGUGGGAAAGGUAUUGCAGAGGAGUAAAUGCUAUUGUAUACAUGGUGGAUGCAGCUGACCAAGAAAAAAUUGAGCCCUCUAGAAAUGAACUUCAUCAUCUACUAGACAAACCACAGCUUCAGGGCAUUCCAGUGUUAGUUCUGGGUAAUAAAAGGGAUCUGUCGGGUGCCCUAGAUGAAAAGGAGCUUAUAGAACGGAUGAAUUUGUCUGCCAUUCAAGACAGAGAGAUAUGUUGUUAUUCAAUAUCAUGUAAAGAAAAAGAAAAUAUUGAUAUAACAUUACAAUGGUUAAUUCAGCAUUCUAAAUCAGGACGGUAAAGAUUGAAUAAUUGUGUGCCAAAGACUUGACGGAAUUUAUUUAGCAAGACAGUGAAAGAUUUCAGUGGCGUUUUAUUUGUAUUGACGUCCUUAGCAAUGCAACUGAUGUGAGGUUAGGAAAAGCUUAAAGAGGAUGAUUGCCUGGUAUUUUAGACAUCAUACUGAUCUAUUCAGUUAAAAAGUGUGAAUUUUGAAUAAAAUAUAACAAAUUAUGAGAAACACAAACGGAAACACAACUAAGAGUGAGACAGUAGUAAUUAUAUACACAUCUGAAGUUCAAUACAACUGUGUAACUUGAUGCCCAGAGACCUGGAGAUCAAGUACAGUACAAUGUCAAUGUAAGAAUUAUGUACUUUUUAUUUCAAAUGUACCAAACUUAAGAUGUUUUGACAAUUGACUCCCUGAAAUUUCAAAGGUCAGUAAUGAGACAAUAGAAUUGAAACAUGCUUUAUUUAAAGGUGUUUAUGUUUUCUGAAUCAAACGACACAGUUGUUUAACGCUGACAUUGUCUAUGACCAGUGCAAUGUAUACAUGUAAUGGAAAGAGAGAGUUAUAGAACAUUCUAGGAUAUUUUUUAUUAUUUAUCAUUCCACCAUUAGGCAUUGAUAUAUAUGUUAAAGAGUAAAGUAUGCAUAUUUAAUGAGAGUAGUGAAAGACAGAACUGUAUGGAUAUUGUGUGGAUCAGUUAGUAUGGUAUUUGCUUUUGUAAAAAAAAUUCAUUACAAAUAUAACCUUGAACUUAUGUUUGGUGGGUGUUGCGACCUCUGCUGUCAUUUCUACAUCUCUGCUGUUUUAAUUGUGAGACUGAAAACAUACAGUGUUACUUUAAUAAUAUAUAUCACAUGUAAUGGUUGUAGCUGAAAUAUGUGUUUUAUGUUUUUCUUUUCAUCCAAUUUAAAAUUUUCAUGAUUGAAAUAAUAAUUAGGAAUAAGUUAAACACAGUUACUUAAACUUUGAAUGUGUAAAUUUUGUUAUCAAUGUUUGAAGCAAUGAAAGAAAUAUUAAAGUCUAAAAGGGAGGUAAUUACUCAUGAAACAUCUGCUUCCCCGGAUUGUGCAAUAUGAGCUUUUGGUGCUCUUUCUCAGGAAGAUGCCAUAAUUGAUUAUCAAGGUCGUCAAAGUCUUCUAAUUGAAGGAAACAAGACAGGAAAGUGGAUUUUUUUUUUUUUACAAAAAGUGUGAAAUGAUGAAUAUUUUCAAAUUGAUCUACAGAGAAUUGAUAGAAUUGUAAAUCUGUUGUACAGCUCAUAAAGUAUUACAAAAGAUAGAAUUGUGUCUCCUAUAAAGGUCAUAAAGUAUUACAAAGGACAACACAAAUGUUUUCGCAAAGCUGGAAAAAGAAAAAAGUCAAUUUAGCAGAAUUAAAGGAGGGAAGACUUGGCUGUAUUAGGGUGUGUCCAGCACUGCUUUAUCGUGUAUCAAAAUCAGUUAAUGAUGUUUUAGUUUGUUCAAGUAAAUUGAUUUAAGUAGGUUGUUGUAGGAUAUAUGACACAGUUUGUUAUUACAAAAAUGCUUCAAUUAAAAAAUUGAAAAAGAUGGUGUAACCAGUUGUGAUGAAAUUUCUGUGUCUAUGAGUAUAUGUUAGAGCUGGGAUUUUGGAGAUCACUGUAAGCCAGCUUAUUAUCGUAUUCUAACAACACAAAUGAACAGCUUUGUAUUGUAUUUUCACUUAACAGAUAUAAUUAUCAGAGAAGAAUAUACUUGAUUAAGUAAACAGCACACAAAGAUGUCAUCACUAUAUUUAAUGUGCAUCAUACCCCAAACUGUUUUACAUUCAUCAUGACAAAGUUGUGAUUUGUUUGAGUUAUCUCUAAUAAAACUUGGCUUAAAGCUACUGUUAAUCAUGUGAAACAUUAUUUGAAAUGGUUAUAGGUUUAUUCAAUAUAUCCUAUAUUCACAGUUUGUAUUCUUCACUUCAAUAUUUGUGACAGUAAGUUGAAAAAUCCUGAGUGUUUGUAGAUGAGAUUGUUGGGCUGCAUUUCAUAGGGCCAAACAAAAUCAGUUUGUUUUUUGUUCAGGCUGUGAAAAAGAUGGGAUAUUUAUGUGACGGGGAGAUGACCAAGUGUCAGAGUCACCACUCCCAUUAUCUCGCCCACUUAGUCCAUCAUACUACAUUAUGAUUUGUGUAGUUUUGCCCUGUAUUAUUUUGUAAAUUUUUAGUAUAUAAAUGCAUGCAUAUAAUGAUGUCUGCAUAUUUCAUAAUUUUGUAAGUAUGCAAAAGUGACCAGUAUGCGAGAUAUUUAUAUUACAAUAGUAAUGUGAAUACACUUUGAUUUCCCCAAAUACAAUUAUAUAUACAUGUAUCAGUAUAUUACUGCAUAUCUAUAUAAACUAAUUACAGUGACACACACGUUAAAUGAUAUUGUACUUGAAUUCUUCAUUUUAUGAUCUCCCGUUUUAGAAGUCAUGUUCAUGAUUAUCUAUAUUUCUGAAUGAAAAUUUCAAUUCAUAAAAUAGCAGACAUAUCUAAAAUACCAACUCUUGAGUGUUCCUCUCAAAUUGUUCUGAAGAUAGGUUUAGGCAAAAUCCUUUGUACCUUGUAUUGAUUUUUCUUCUUCAGUUAAGUGAGCAGGUUUUAGGUAUUACAGCUUCACUUGCUGUUAAAAACAUCUUUUGAAAAUACCCAUAGGUAACAAAUUUCCAAGUUUUAUGAAAGUAAUGUCUUUACCAGAGUGCAUUAAUAUUUAAAGGGUGUACUCAUAAUUUAAUGUUGUUCAAAUUGGUGCUUAAUGUUCAUCCCAAUCUGAAUAUACUAGUAUCAUUCUACCGUAUUAGGAGAGGCCAGUAAUUGUUAACCUUUUGGUAAAGUUUAACCAUUUAAAGGAAGUUGACGACUGUGCACAGUUGAUAGAGUACUGCCGUGUGUUGAUACUACCACAAAAAUAACAAUUUCUAGAAAAACUUUGAGAUACAAAUCUUCAAAUACACACAAGAAAGAGUAAUGCAAGACUUGAAAAAAAAAUCCUUACAAGAUUUAAUCACUUGAUCAUGCUAUGACUUUUUUUCUCUGCGGACUUUGUACUAAGAAUUUUACUGUUAUAUUUAAUCCUGAAUGCCUUGUGACAUCAUGAAUAGUUACAGCAUUCCGUAUGUUGUGUGUACUUGUCAGCUAUGCAGUGCUGUGUUGAAUGUUAGGCGACGAAACUAUCGUCAUCAGUUUAAUUUGUUACGAUCAAACUGGGCUGAGUACAUUUAAUACUUUCUCAUCACAUGAAAAAGUUUCUCUGUAUUCAUCCGAUUUGUGAUCAAACUUUUUACCGGACAACAAGUUUAAAAAAUACCUGUCUGCUUAAGUGUCAAUACUUACUGUCGUCCUAAUGUGAAUUUAUAUUGUACAUAGCGCUACUUAUAUUUGUCUUGUGCAUUCAAGUAACAGCAGAUCAAAAAUACAAAAUACAUGUACAACA